AUGACGCUGAGGGCCGCGAUCGAGCUGGACGUGCUCGAUAUCAUGGCGGAAGCCGGGCCGGACGCGCGGCUCUGGCCGGAAGAGAUCGCGUCGAAGAUUCAAACCAACAACCCGGAUGCCCAUGAGGUGCUAGACAGAAUGCUUCGGUUCUUGGCGGCGCACAAAGUGGUGACUUGCGAGGUGGUGGUGGGAGAGGAGGAUGGAAAGAGCAAGAGGCGCUAUGGAUUGGGCCCGGUUUGCAAGUACUUCACUAAGAAUAAGGGUGAUGGAUCUGUGGCUCCAAUGGUGCUCAAGAAUCAACACCCCAUCUUCGUCGAGGCAUGGGCAAAUAUCAAGCAUGCCGUGUUGGAUGGGAGUGUCCCAUUAAUAAAGGCUCAUGGAAUGACAAUUUAUGAGCAUGAGGACAAAGACCCCCCAUUUCAAUUUCACUCUGAGCGGUCAAAUCUACUAGGACAUGAUCAGAUCAUCUUCUCCGAGAGCGGAGUAGCGACCCGCUCAAUUGAAGCCAAGACAUCAAGCCUUCGUAUCUUGUACAAGCAGACGCGUACAUGCGGAGACAGUCUCUCGGUAGGCCGGUUAUGGUACCGAGACAUCCCCGGGCGGAUGAACAGUGAUUAUCUGGCGCUGUUGACAGGCGGGAGACACAUUAUAGCCAAUGGGGAGCAUGGAUGGAUGUCGGGACCCGACAAAUAUGAACGAGUGGAGUUUGUAGGUGGAGACAUGUUUGAAAGUGUCCCAACUGGUGAUGGCAUCUUCAUGAAGUGCGACAAGAAAUCACAGACGGCGUUGUUCUCCAGGAUUCAACAAUCAGGUUCUCUGGUCGCGCACCAGAAUAGAGAAACCAACGAGCACUCAGAUUUAUGA
Messenger RNA from Dioscorea cayenensis subsp. rotundata (Guinea yam), 864 nucleotides. RefSeq names its product caffeic acid 3-O-methyltransferase-like. Gene Ontology annotation, molecular function: O-methyltransferase activity; protein dimerization activity; S-adenosylmethionine-dependent methyltransferase activity. The record is from RefSeq and is a predicted model, not a curated record. Bases 1 to 864 code for a protein of 287 amino acids. Gene Ontology annotation, biological process: methylation. Lineage: Eukaryota; Viridiplantae; Streptophyta; Magnoliopsida; Dioscoreales; Dioscoreaceae. The transcript has 5 exons.